Corythoichthys intestinalis (scribbled pipefish) is the source of this 9030-nucleotide messenger RNA. It is a transcript of the gene slc6a1b, whose product is annotated as solute carrier family 6 member 1b. The record is from RefSeq and is a predicted model, not a curated record. The transcript has 15 exons. The coding region runs from base 529 to 2346 and encodes 605 amino acids. Gene Ontology annotation, biological process: sodium ion transmembrane transport; neurotransmitter transport. NCBI's taxonomy places the organism in Eukaryota, Metazoa, Chordata, Actinopteri, Syngnathiformes, Syngnathidae. Gene Ontology annotation, molecular function: gamma-aminobutyric acid:sodium:chloride symporter activity. Gene Ontology annotation, cellular component: cell surface; plasma membrane; axon.
AGCUCCUCUCCUAAAGCCGCUGCCGUCCAUCCCGGCUGGACAGGGACAUGUUGGACGAGUCCCUGUGUGUGUGCGUGCGUGUGAGAAUGUGAGCGGAGGUGGAGGGGGCUCGACCAACUAUGUGGAUGAGGCCGCGCUGCACGUCGCUACGCCCCUGCUCGCUCCAAGUCAGACGGCUCCUUCUCCUUGCGUUUUCUCGUCUGCUGGCUGCCUCUCUUUCAGCACCCUUCCUUUAAGGAAAGCAGCGCACACCCCCUUCCGGUGUCCUUCUAUCCCUCCUUUUUCUUAUUCCAUCCAUCCCUCCAUCCUCCACUCUCGGGAUCAUUUACUCGCCAGCGAGCGAAUCGAAUGCAAAGAAGAUUUUCAAUCGAGACGUACAAAAGUGCAAGGAAUAACUUUGGGGGAUUUAUUUACCCAAGAAAGACAAAAGCCUUCACUGGGUGGACGAAGAAGCUGCGUGACCCGACCCGGUGCUGCUGAAGUGGUGCCAAGCCUCUUCUCUUCCUUCCUUCCUCCCUUGACGCGGACAUGGCCACGAACGGGACCAAAGCGUCGGACGGCCACGUCCUAACGGAGACCGUGAGCGAGGCACCGACGAGCACGGCCAACGACAAACCCAAAACCCUGGUGGUGAAGGUGCAGACGAGCAAAAAGGACGUACCCGACCGAGAGACGUGGGGCGGGAAAUUUGACUUCUUGCUCUCCUGUGUGGGAUACGCAAUCGGACUCGGAAAUGUUUGGAGAUUUCCUUAUUUGUGUGGAAAAAAUGGAGGAGGAGCCUUCUUGAUUCCUUAUUUUCUGACCUUGAUAUUUGCUGGCAUGCCCCUCUUCUUUCUGGAGACGGCUCUUGGUCAGUACACGUCGAUUGGGGGACUCGGAGUAUGGAAGCUUGCUCCCAUGUUCAAAGGUGUUGGUUUGGCCGCUGCUGUUCUCUCCUUCUGGCUAAACAUAUAUUACAUUGUCAUCAUUUCCUGGGCCCUUUACUAUCUGUACAACUCCUUCACCACAGAACUGCCAUGGCAGACUUGCGGUAAUUCUUGGAACACAGACCGCUGCUACACCAACUACAGCAUUGCCGAUACUACAAACCUCACCAGCGCUGUAGUGGAGUUCUGGGAACGCAAUAUGCACCAGCUAACCGAUGGCCUGGAGAAACCUGGAGAGAUCAGGUUGCCGCUGGCCAUCACCCUGGCCAUUGGCUGGGUGCUGGUCUAUUUCUGCAUCUGGAAGGGGGUCAGCUGGACCGGCAAAGUGGUAUACUUCUCAGCCACAUACCCAUAUUUUAUGCUGUUCAUCCUAUUUUGUCGUGGCAUCAGUCUCCCUGGAGCUAUUGAUGGAAUCCUUUUCUACAUCACACCAGACUUUGACAAACUAACAAAGUCUGAGGUUUGGCUCGAUGCUGCCACUCAGAUCUUCUUUUCCUAUGGACUGGGAUUGGGCUCUCUGAUUGCACUGGGGAGCUACAACCCUUUCAACAACAAUGUAUACAGAGAUUCUGUCAUUGUCUGCUGCAUCAACUCCUUCACCAGCAUGUUUGCCGGCUUUGUCAUCUUCUCCAUUGUGGGAUUCAUGUCGAACGUGACAAAAAGACCCAUUGCUGAUGUGGCAGCCUCAGGACCUGGGCUGGCAUUUUUGGCUUAUCCCGAAGCUGUGACCCAGCUUCCAAUCUCCCCUCUAUGGGCCAUCCUCUUCUUCUCCAUGCUGCUGAUGCUUGGAAUCGACAGCCAGUUCUGCACUGUGGAAGGCUUCAUCACCGCACUUGUGGACGAGUUCCCUCAUAUUCUGAGGAAGAGGCGGGAGAUUUUCAUCGCUGUCGUCUGCCUUGUCUCCUACAUCAUUGGACUAUCCAACAUCACCCAGGGUGGCCUGUACGUCUUUAAGCUCUUUGACUACUACUCAGCCAGCGGGAUGUGUUUGCUAUUCCUUGUCUUCUUCGAAUGCGUCUCCAUUUCGUGGUUCUACGGUGUGAAUAAAUUCUACGACAACAUUGAGGAAAUGAUUGGCUACAAGCCCUGUGUGUGGUGGAAGGCCUGCUGGGUUGUUUUCACGCCGCUCAUUGUGGCUGGAGUGUUCCUGUUCAGUGCCGUGCAGAUGGUGCCCCUUACCAUGGGCGACUAUGUGUUCCCAGCCUGGGGCCAGGGUGUCGGGUGGUUAAUGGCCCUCUCCUCCAUGGUCCUCAUCCCUGGCUACAUGGGCUACAUGUUCCUCACUCUCAAAGGCACAUACAAAGAGCGUCUGAGAAUGAUGAUCAAGCCAGUGGUACUGGUGAAGACUCAGGAAAACGGUCCAGAGCAGCAAACGGAAAGUCAGAACCAGAACCCUGCCACCGAGGAGGCGUACAUCUAGAACCUCGUGUGCGUCUCUCUUGUCUCAGUUGUUCUCCGUCGGGCUCCGAACACGCCCCACGAGAAGCGGAAUCAAGGUUGGGAACGACCACCAGACGUCCACGUCUGCUUUCAUUCACCUACCUCCUGGGGACACGUGAGACCAACCUGACCACAUUUCAGAUUAUUAUUGUUAUUAGAAAUCUGUUUAUUAUUUGAGUGUUGUAUCAUACAGAGGAAACUACCCAGCCAAGUUUGUGUACUUAUGAAAUUCAAAAGAGAUGUUUUAGAGCAUUAAAUAGGAGUGGGGGGGGGGGGGGGCACACAAACCACGACAAAAUGUAAUUUAAAUUAGGAGGGCUGUAUUGAUUCAAACGUUUACCAGUUAAACUACAUUAACUGUUAAAAAAAAAAAAAAAAAAAAAGACAAAUAUCCGAUUCAGUGCAUUUUUGCUUGUACAUUAAGUAAAUACAUGAAUUACUUGUCAUGUUCUAGAUGGAAUUUUUGAAAGACAUUUAUUAAAAUGGAAUGCGAAUGGGGCCAAAUGCUGAUCCUGACUGUUUACCAGCCACGUCUGGGGGCUUACACCUUUGAAAAGCACAAUUAUAGUCUGACGAGUUUGAACUUCAAGACAACAGCAAAAAAAAAAGUAAAUAAAUGAAACAAUAAUAAAUAAUUAUAUAAAUAAAUAUACUUCAGUAGGAUAUGUAGCAAAAGACUGUCAUCACUGUUGACAGUUUUAUCUUGAUUUUAUGAAGAAAUAUAACCAUGUACAGAAUGUUGUUGAAAUUAUUAUUAUGUGUUAUUAUUUUUUUAAUAGAAUAUCGCUGAGGUAUUUAUUUCAGACUGAGUACGACCAGACAAAGCGCACACAAUGGUUUGAAUAUUACAGGUCCAAAGUCAGUUUCACCAUGCGAUGAAGUGACCACAACAAGCAAUCUGUUAAUCAUGUCAACAUCCUAUUAUUUGUUAUAAUUCCACAAGCAUUCAGGCAGGAGUCUGAAUUUGGAAAAAUAAGCUAAAGAUGACAGAGCCGCUGUGACUGACUAUAUAAAACUACUGACCAACUCCUCAGGAACAAAGGUGGACAUGAUCAAAUGCCCCCAGAUAUGAUACACUGAAUCCCACAGGUAGGGGAAGAAACAUCUAUUAGCAGAGAGGCCUUUAUUUGUACAAGAAUAUUUUAUCCAAAUAACAUUGAGUAAUGAUUUCUAAGCAAAAUAUAUAUUACAAUUUAUGUCAUGUAUAAAAUUCCGUUCAAAUGAAAACAAUAAGGCAGAUUAAGCACAUACUGUACAGCUAGAACUAGGGCUAAACCGGGCAGAAUGAAUAAAAGAAAUGUGUACAAUAUUGUGGAGUGACAAAACAAACAUGAACAGCAUUAUAACCAAGUCAAGUCAGAGUGCAAGCUACCCUAUCCAUAUAAUAGAACAUAAAUAUGGACAAUCGCUGAGCAAAUGCAUGCCAGAAAACUUAUAAGGGUAAUUGUAGCCAAAGCCAUCUCCGCAUAGCAUUAGAUCAUCUUAAGUCAUGUGGUUUACAACAUUGUGGAGUUAAAAAUCCUGCCUCCACUUGACAAAACUUAAACAUGGACGAGCACAACUUUGUAGAAUAACCAAGAAUGCAGUGUUGUUUUUGGCAGCCCUUUUAAUGUUCGUCUUAGUCUAUUGGAAGACAAUACUUAUUUGUCUUAGUCAUAUUUUAAUCAUCUCAAAAUGAUUAUCUCUACUUCUACUUUUGUUGAUGAAAAUUCAACACUAAUUUCGUCUAGUUUUAGUCGAUGUUUAAUAAAAAUGCUUUUGUCUGUAAAAUGGAAAAAAAAAUAAUUAUACCCACCAGGACGCCACGAACUGUAAUUUAAAAAAGUUGACUGACAGUUUAAGAGGACACUCGCCAUUAGCGAUAGUCUGAUGCUAACGCGAACGUGAAUGCUAUGCUAAUGCUACGAGUUACAUUUAGUGUGCGAUGAUCACUCAGCACAGAGAGUUUACGAGGACUCUCGUCGUUAUCAAUAGCCUGAUGCUAACGUGAAUGUGAAUGCUAUGCUAACGCUACGAGUUACAUUUAGUGUGUGAUGGUGACUCAGCACAGACCUUUAAAGGCCAAAGCAACAUUGCAUAUUCUCUCUUGUGCCAAGAAAAGAAGACUAAUCUUAAGGUUUGUAUCUCAAAACAGGCAAUGGAACGACUGGAGAGGAACCUAGCGGGUGGGCGCAGCAUGUCACAUGAGCAUACCUGUCAACCCGAGGCCGUUGGCAUUCUUACAAAUAGUGGCGUAUGCCCUUACAAAUUGGUGACUAAUCUCACAACGUUCUAUAUACCAUGCAAUAUGAAACAAAAAUAAAACUCAUUGUUGAAUAUAAUAUGAAUAUUUUGGUAAUAUUGUCACAUAUAACCUGGUGCAAUCAAAGAACAAUAUACUGUAUAUCUUGAGCUACAUCAUGAUUACUAAAAUUUAACAGUGACUUUUGUUACUUUUGGCAAUUUCGAUCACGUUUUUUGAUGGCUGCACUUAAUGACACUUCAGCACGCAAUUCAGUUUAACUUGCAGAUAGUUCGUUUGUGUGUCCAAUUAUAAAUUAAAAAGGUCAAUUGAUAAAAUUAACUUACAGAUGCAAUCUUUGAGUCAGGGAACAUUUCUUUUGCUAAUUUUGAGAAGGGAUCAGCAAAUUGUGUUCGUCAAGAAAUUGGCAGAAUAAAAUCUCCGCCUUUGUCACAUUUCAUUCUGCAGACUGAGUCUUUAUGACCAGUGUUGUUAAUCUUACUUUAAAAAAGUAAUUAAUUACAGUUACAAAUUACUUCUCUCAAAAAGUAAUUGAGUUAGUAACUUAGUUGCCUGAAUGUAAGAUUAAUUAGCUACUUGGCAAAGUAACUGGGGUUUUCUUUCAUUUUUUUUUUUUUAUUCAAAACGACAACCAAAAAAAAACAUAGUAACCUUUGCUAUGUUUGGAAGUCAUUUAUUGUUGUGAAUCAACUGUUAAAGUUUACUCCCGUUUUUGCAUUACUUCCCUUGUGUCUACUUUCGAAAUGUGAAAGUUUUAAAACUGUUUCUUCAUUUAAAGAUAGAUUCAAGUCAAGAUUUUGCCGAUUUAGGAGAAUUUUAGAUAAAAAAUUACUUAGGUUUGCUUGGAAGGUUCACUACAACAGAGCCUUUCUGAGAAGUCUGCUGCUUUAAGAUGGCGGCUGUUUACUAAGGGCGCCAAGUCUGUCAUUUCGCAUCUAGUUCUAUAUGCAUGAGAUAUCUAGUGUAGCAUCAAGUGGGCAUGGAUUGUAGGCUGUCGGCUACAGUCAGGAAAUAUUGGAGCCACCUGGCCUAGAAUCGCAUUUGCAACAGCAUCACAACACUCUUCCCUCUUUCCCACUCCCAAGUCAUUCAACCAACGUAGUAACGCAUAGUAACGCACAUUGUCUCGUUGCCGAAACGGUGACAAAAUCCGAACGGGGAAAAAAAACGUAAUGCACGAAAAACAUACAGAUUUUUAACAUACAGCGUACAAAUUUAAAAAUCAGUGCUCACUUGUACAAAUUAUGCCGAAACCGUACAACUUGACAGGUAUGCAUGAGUGACACAACCAGACACACAUUGUGAACAUGUGACAAAAACUAUGGCGCAUUUUCGUCUCAUUCUCGUCUUGUCAGACAAAAACUGGCAUUCGUGUUGUUACGUUUUAGUCUCCCAAGACACGUUUUUAGCUCGUUAUAGUCUCAUCAUCGUCAUGAAAAAAUUGUUUGUCUACGAAAUAUUUUCGUUACAGUCAUCAUUGAGGAAAACAACACUGCAAGAAUGCAAGUCAUCUUUCAACCUGCUGUCCCAAUUUAAAGCAGAAGUUCAGAAUUUAAUACAUUAGCCUUAAUCUUUGAGUUAUCAGGGUUUUAAUUAGUCGGUGGAGCUGAUUUUAAUUGAAGAAAUACCCCUCAAUGUCAAUUUAUAAUUCUCAUAUAUUGACAAAGACGGGUAUUUAUUCAUGAGUGAACCACAAAUAUCUGUGGAGCAACAUCAUAAACGUCUCAUCCAACUAUUCACCCUCCCACUAUUAGUAGGGAUAACAUUACUAUGGAACGGCGCUGCCCCCUAGUCCCUGGUGGCAUUCUCCCCAUCAACAAAUUCCGUCAGUAAUCUGUUAGUUUCAGGGCAACGGAGUGGCUAAGGUAGCGUGAGUCAAUGGUCCCAUUUUAGCAUGUCAUUAUUAAAAAUAACAAUAUUGACAGGUCUAACAGAGUCAAACAAAAUUCAAAAUGCAGAUCAGUGUUGCAAUUAUCCAUGCGGCCAAAACAAUGUCACACCAAACUGCAGUAAUUCAUUUGAUUUUGCAGGACUAUUUUUUUCGAUGCGUAAUGCAACCACAAUGCACAAUGCAAAGCACAAAGGAGUGCUUUGGCCACUCGUGCUAGUGCUGCAUUCGAGGAAGGUGAACUUAUCUGACUUAUCCUACUCGGAUGGUACCAGUUGGCACCUCAAAACGUUCCAAGUGAAUCUAAACAGCAAGAUGGCUGAUCGCGUAAGCGAUCAAAUAGUGGAGAAAAAACGAUGGCUAAGGUAAAUAGCAGACUCUAAUUAACUGCCUUCUUUAGUUUUACUAUUGACAGUCGGCUUUUCGUCGGGCAGUGCCGUUUUGGCGAGUGACGUCAGAUUUAAGCAAUUCGUGAAGUUGGGGUACUUUUUUCCCCUUGACUUUCCCUAGACUUUGCGACUAGGGCCUCCCAGCUCGAGUGGCGCUUCAAUGAUAUUUUUCCUGGUUGGAGGUUGGAAAACUCUGACUUCCUACCUUCCUCGAAUGCAGCAUCAGUCUAGUUAGUCUUGACUGAAGAACGGCAACAAAAUGAAAUGUACAUUUAGAGACUGUGAAAACAGAAGAAAUGGACAAAUUAAAGUUUUCACAUCCCUAUGAAGAACGAGAAACAAUAUAAACUGUGGUUACUAGCUGCUGGCUACGACAAACACACCGGUGGAAAAAAUAUCACUCCUCUCUGUAGCCUGUUCCCUGCAGAGCUCCUGGAUUACAAAUGUUGCUGUUCAUACUACAAUUAUUUAUAUGUAAUGGUAAGUUUUAAUAACUUUAUCCUGAAAAUAUAGCCAACACUAUUGACUGUAUGGGUCGUCAGUGAUUCUCAUGCAUGCAUAUUUUGUUUUUUAUUGGCAUGCUAAGAUGGGACCAUUGACCAUCGCACUAACUUAGCCACUCUGGUGCCAUGAAACUAACAAAUAACUGACAAACUGCACGGAAUUUGUUUAAAUCAACUCCACCAACUAAUUAAGCCCCCACUAACUUGAAGAUUAAGCCUAAUUUAAAAAAUUUAGAACUUCCCCUUUAACAUUAAAUCAUUUUUUCUGCCUUGCUGUUUAGCUUAGCAACCAUGUGCAAACAGACCUAUUUUUUAAUGCUGCUGUUUGAUCAACAGUGUCUUUGACUUUAAAUAAUUUCAGUAAUUACCCUCGCAUUUAUUCUUCUUCUUGUCGUCUUGUUUAAAUAAUUUUUCACACUCCUGGAGGAACUCAAGUUAAAAUCGGUGUCUUUAGACUUCUGAGAGAUUGUUCACAUGCUAUGCUAGGUACUGGUGAAUUUGGUUAGCAGCGGAAACCAAGAAGGUUUUGUUAACACCGUAAUGUUGGUGUGUGAGCAGCAUUUAUUUAAAGAAGGCGUUCAUUUAUCUCAAAUAGGCAUUUUAGGUAGGGCCACCAUUUGAAGAAAUGCAUGAAAAUCACAUUUUCAACUUCUAUAUGAAACAUUUGACCCUUUAUCUUUAAAAACAGAUCCAAACCUGUGUGUGUCUGUUUGCGUGCGCGUGGACUUUCUUUCUGCCCUCAGUUCUUUUCUAAUAUUGAUGAAAGAGCUAUCGAAUGAAGGUGAUUUUCACAUUGGGUGGGAUCGGUGUAAAUCCUGGUGACUCCUUUUUAUAGGGUAACAGAAAACCUAUCAUUACAUAUCAAGUUUGCACGGCAAUAUGACGUAAAGAAAUAAAGGACUGACAUUGUGUGAGUGACUUAGAUGAAUUACCUGAAUAAUCCCUCUGGGGAUCAAUAAAUGAUAACUUGUCUUAACUUAUUACUGUAAAGAAAGACUAAAAAAAGAAAUUUAUUAUGACAGAAAUAAUAAGAUUUGCUUCUGUGGCAGCUACAUGCGACAGGAAUCAGGUUGAAUCCAUCCCGUUCCUUGUCUUUUAUUUAUGUAUUUUCUUUUGAAGUGCAUAAAUGAAAGGACACGACGACGACGAAGGAUUCGGUGCAUUUUUUGUACAGUUACCACACUGCAGUUUUCUCUCUUGAAUAAUGAUGUUGUAAACUGGACUGUGUAAUACAUGUAUCUGUGAAUGUGCGUACAACCUAUUUUUUGUUCUAUUUUUUCUGUUGAUUCAAUGUGGAAGAAAAACAGAAAAUAUAAAAAAAAAUAAAAAUAAAAAAUAAAAUGCUGUUUUCGGCAAUAUUAUCAUCUCGGAAAAACUCAAGCACAUCUCUCUUCGCUGUACAAACGAUCAUAACAGAAUAGAGUAAUAAUGCAGAUGAUAAAAAUAAUGUCAGAAAUGUCUAGUCAAAGAAUAUUGUUUUGUAUAUUUUUAGCUGUUUCAUGGGCCUGAUGUAAAAUAUUACAUGUAAAAAAAUACAUAUAUAAAUAUAUAUAUAUAAUAAAUGUCUUUAGAUGUGUUUAUGAAAAAGCAUGGUUGCAAUAUAUGUUAUCUGCAAAAAUAAAUAAAGACCUAUAGAUUAUAA